AUGCAAAUGACAAAUAUAAUCUGUGUCCUCUUGAUUCUCGGCUGUGUGGCUAUAAAUGGGCAAGCUCCUGACUGCCGAAAGCUAAAGGAAACCUGCAAUCCUUGCAUCCGAAGACUGAAUAAUCCCAUUAACAACGUGGAGUUCAUGAACGAAGGAUGCCGCGAGAAAGUCCGUGGCAGAUACAUCUGGAGAAAUCAAACAAGAUGCGAUCUUCAAGUGAUCGCUUGUGGAGCUCACAAGAGGAAAAUGGAUUGCCUGGUUAUAGCCGAGCUUGCCGGCAUGCCCAGGCGUACUUAG
Drosophila takahashii is the source of this 297-nucleotide messenger RNA. RefSeq lists its product as uncharacterized. The record is from RefSeq and is a predicted model, not a curated record. NCBI's taxonomy places the organism in Eukaryota, Metazoa, Arthropoda, Insecta, Diptera, Drosophilidae.